This is a messenger RNA of Arachis ipaensis, 624 nucleotides long. NCBI's taxonomy places the organism in Eukaryota, Viridiplantae, Streptophyta, Magnoliopsida, Fabales, Fabaceae. The record is from RefSeq and is a predicted model, not a curated record.
AUGGUGAAAUCAUUGAAGAAGAAGUAUAACUUGAACCUGUUAGGAUUGAUUGAAACAAAAAGAGAAAUGCUUACUAAAUAUGAUGUUGCAAGGUUGUGGGGGAAUAAUUCGGUUGGAUGGGAGUUUGUGGAAUCCGAAGGGGCGGCGGGGGGUCUAUUAUUAAUGUGGGAUGAGGUAGAAUUUAAAGUUCAGAAUUGUCAGAAAGGUGAACGGUGGCUGUGCGUUGAAGGAAUGUUAACAAAGUCUAAUUUUCUGUGCGCUUUCUGCUUGGUGUACGGAGCACAUGGGAGGGAGGAAAAGCGCGGGGUAUGGGAAGAACUGAGUUAUGUGGCGGGCUUGUAUCAGGUUCCUUUCUGUUUCUUAGGAGACUUUAAUGAAAUUCUGCAAAUAGAGGAGCGAAAAGGGGUGACUAGCUUGUCGGCAUCGUCAGAGGAUUUUAAGAGAUGGAUGCAUGAUAUGCAGCUGAUUGAUUUACCUCUUACGGAUAGGCAUUACACUUGGUUUCGGGGUCGGUCCUGUAGUCGGAUUGAUAGGGUGUUGGUCAAUGUUGAGUGGACUGAGAAGUUCCUGGAUAUUCGGCUAAAAAGGGUGGCCCGCGAGGGCUGUCUGAUCACUGCCCGUUGA